AUGACGGGGGAGAGACCCUUAUUCUGGGCUGCGUACAGCCUUGGAAAGAAGAAGGGAUACCCUGGUGUUGCCAGGCUGUUGCUGGAGAGGGGAGCUCAGAUUGAAGCUGUCAGAAUUAACGGAGAUAACCCGUUACUAUGGGCCGUGAAGAACGGUAGUGAACAAUCUGCCCAGGUCCUUUUGGAGCAUGGCGCCAAUGUCAACCAUCAGGAUGAAAUCGGCAUUACACCGCUUAUGGCUGCUAUAUCCUUGGACGAAGAGGUUCCCAGUUUAGUGCAAUUACUGGUAAAGUAUAAGGCAGACCUGCACCCGCGUGAUAACUGCCAGCGUACUCCAUUGCACAUCGCUGUUCAGCGUGGAUAUGACCACUCUGCCAGGAUAUUGAUGGAUGCUGGCGCUGACAAGUCCAUGGUCGACGGUAAGGGUUUCACCCCUCAGGCAUAUGCUCGCAAAGGUCCAAAAAGCGUGGAUGUCGAGGUUGGUUGGCUUGCUUUGAUAGCGGCCAGGAGGCAUAUUAAUCGUACCUAUAAUUGA
Molecule: messenger RNA, 534 nt
Organism: Aspergillus puulaauensis
Lineage: Eukaryota; Fungi; Ascomycota; Eurotiomycetes; Eurotiales; Aspergillaceae
Product: ankyrin repeat domain-containing protein
Exons: 1
Coding region: 1-534 (177 amino acids)
Molecular function (GO): protein binding
Source: RefSeq, a predicted model, not a curated record